GGUGUUCUCAGAGAUGCGCCAGGAGUGCAAAUGCCACGGCAUGUCGGGCUCCUGCACCGUGCGCACCUGCUGGAUGCGCCUGCCCACCUUCCGAGCCGUGGGCGACGUCCUCAAAGAUCGCUUCGACGGAGCCUCCAGGGUCAUUUACGGCAACAAAGGCAGCAACCGAGCCUCGAGGGUCGAGCUGCACCACCUGGAACCCGAAAACCCGGCCCACAAACCUCCCUCACCCCACGAUUUGGUUUAUUUCGAGAAAUCGCCCAAUUUCUGCACCUCCAGCGGGAAGAUGGGGACGGCGGGGACGGCGGGGCGGGCGUGCAACAGUUCCUCGCCGGGUUUGGACGGCUGCGAGCUGCUGUGCUGCGGGAGGGGGUUCCGCACUCGCACCCAGCGCGUCACCGAGCGCUGCAACUGCACCUUCCAUUGGUGCUGCCACGUCAGCUGCCUCAACUGCACCAACACUCAGGUGCUGCACGAGUGCCUGUGAGGGAGCCGGGGCUCCGUCCG
Meleagris gallopavo (turkey) is the source of this 507-nucleotide messenger RNA. The record is from RefSeq and is a predicted model, not a curated record. NCBI's taxonomy places the organism in Eukaryota, Metazoa, Chordata, Aves, Galliformes, Phasianidae.